CGAAUCUGCUCUGACCCGGUAAUGAUUCAAGCGCACACGAGCAUGUUACACAACAAACGUGCGAAAGCCGCUGGAAACUUCUAGCAGAACGCCGCUCAUUAAUAACUAACCACUUCUACCAGUAAACCAGAGAGUGUAAAUAGUUUUAACCUACAGUACCUGACAGGAUGUCAGUUAUUGAGGAGGAACGAGUCCGCGGUGGUGUUUUUAAGGACAUUAAUGCAGAAGAUGAAGAUCAGCAACCUACAGUGAUCGAGAGUUUGUGCAUGAACUGUUAUGAAAAUGGAAGCACACGUCUACUGCUUACUAAGAUCCCUUUCUUCAAAGAAAUCAUCAUCAGCUCUUUCACAUGUCCACACUGUAACUGGACCAACACAGAGAUCCAGUCUGCUGGGCGGAUACAAGAGCAGGGUGUGCUGUACACCUUACAAGUGAAGACCAAAGAGGACAUGAACCGAGAGGUUGUGAAGUCCGACAGUGCGUCCACCAGAAUUCCACAACUUGAUUUUGAAAUUCCUGCUUUCACACAGAACGGCUCUUUGUCAACAAUCGAGGGCCUUCUGGACAGAGCAGUGGCGGGUUUAGAACAAGACCAACCUAUUAGAAAGGCAACAGAUCCAGUUUCAGCUGAAAAAAUAGAGGAAUUCAUCGAGAGGUUGAAACAACUUAAAGAAGUAGAAGAGGAAUUCACAUUAAUUAUUGAUGAUCCAUCAGGGAACAGUUUUAUUGAGAAUCCAUUUGCGCCUCAGAAAGACAUGCCCCUUAACCCAACUGCAGAAAUCCCACACUUUAAAGAGGUCAUUAUAAUGGCCACUAAUUGUGACAGCUGCAGACAUCGCACCAAUGAGGUGAAAUCUGGAGGAGCCACAGAAGAGCUGGGAACCAGAAUAACACUCCACUUAACCGACCCUUCAGAUAUGUCCAGAGACCUGCUGAAGUCAGAGACGUGUAGCGUGUUCAUUCCUGAGCUGGAGUUUGAGUUGGGGAUGGCAGCUCUCGGAGGGAAGUUCACUACGCUGGAAGGACUUCUCAAGGACAUC
This is a messenger RNA of Sinocyclocheilus grahami, 1040 nucleotides long. Its product is annotated as zinc finger protein ZPR1-like. Gene Ontology annotation, cellular component: nucleus. NCBI's taxonomy places the organism in Eukaryota, Metazoa, Chordata, Actinopteri, Cypriniformes, Cyprinidae. The annotation marks the transcript as partial. The record is from RefSeq and is a predicted model, not a curated record. Gene Ontology annotation, molecular function: zinc ion binding. The transcript has 9 exons.